AUGCCCCUAAAUUACCUCCUAACCGGCAGCACGGGCGGCCUCGGCUCCCUCAUCCUGGACUACUUCACCACGCACUUUCCCCCAACCCAAGAAUCAUCCACAACAAACAGCAUCACCUACGCCGCCGCCUCCUCCAACCCAUCCAACUCCCAUCGCUUCACUUCAAAAGGCAUCCCCUUCCGCACAGUCAACUACGACGACCCGGAGACGCUAGACGUUGCUUUCAAAGACGUAGAGAAUCUUUUCUUCGUGAGCACGAAUACAUUCGACGUCGAGAAGCGCAGACGACAGCAUUUGAAUGUGGUUGAGGCGGCGAAGAGGAAUGGUGUUAAGCAUGUAUGGUACACCUCUCUCGCCUUCGGAGGCCUGGGAUCGAAUUCCAAGGCCGCGGUGCAGCAGGCGCAUUAUAUGACGGAGGAUAUGUUGAGAGAGUCUGGAAUUAAUUACACCUCCAUUCGCGAAGGAAUCUACACUGAAGCAUUCCCUCUCUUCUUGAACUGGUAUCCCCAGUCAACGACUCUUUAUCUGCCCUCCGCGUCAGGGAAGAUCGCAUUCACGCUCCGGUCUGAACUGGCGGAAGCAACGGCUAAGUUGAUGUUGAAGGGCGGUCACGAUAAGGAGAUUGUGUUGUUGACUGCGUCGGAGCCUGUUUCUAUGCAGGAUAUAGUUGAGGUUAUCAAUGAGACGACUCAUCGGGAGGUCAAGAUUGAGAUCGUCGAUCCGGAGACAUAUGUACGGGUCAACGGGGAGAAUGAUAUCGGGGGCAAAGCGGAGGGAUUCUUCCGGCAGUUGGUGGGGUGGUUUGAGAGUAUUGAGAAUGGGGAGGCCGGCUUUACGGAUGGGUUGAUGGGGGAGGUGUUGGGGAGGGAGCCGGUGACGCCGAGGGAGGCGAUUAGGGGGUUAUUGGAGAAGGAGAGGGAUUAUACGUGGCAUCAGAAUUAUAGCAAGUAA
This is a messenger RNA of Aspergillus niger, 951 nucleotides long. RefSeq lists its product as uncharacterized. The record is from RefSeq and is a predicted model, not a curated record. The transcript has 3 exons. Bases 1 to 951 code for a protein of 316 amino acids. NCBI's taxonomy places the organism in Eukaryota, Fungi, Ascomycota, Eurotiomycetes, Eurotiales, Aspergillaceae.